AUGUCCCCUCUGAUCUCCUGGAUGAUACUACUGCUUAGUACUGAGCUUGUCUCUGGCAUCUGUCCGCCAUUCUCAGGAUCAUUCUUCGUUGAACAACAAGACCUGUAUCCUGAGAGUGCCGACUGGGAUCCUAACAAUUGCAUUCUCUACCUUGGCUCUCUGUUCAACUGCUCGAUUGUUGCAUACAGCCCCUACAACAAGACAUCAGAAAUCAUCAUAAUCCCGGGUACCUCACAUCCCGGGAGUGAUAACUUCACCGAAUAUCACCUCAACGGCAUCGAAUACAAUCUGAACACCGGUCAUAUACUUGCUACGGUUUCUUCCGCGCAAUCCUUUGUCAGCGUUAUCGCCCCAGGCCCAGACAAUACAAUUGUUGUUGACUAUUCACAUGCGAACUAUACCGGCCCCAAUCAUCUCAUUGUAUAUGACCCGAAAGCUAAACGUCUCAUAGCAGACCUAAACCUCGAUGUAGCCCAGGAGGAAUUCAGAGCAAUCACAGGUAACCUCACUAACGGAUUCCAAGAUGUGGCUGCCGUUGACACGACUGGCGAUUCCUACAUAGUGGGAACAUUCGGGAACUCGAUCGUCAAGCUCGCUCGCGAUACAAAUGUUCCUCACCUGUGGUUCUCCCCCACGAACUACACACGCGAGUACGGCUUCGGCGGCAUCGCCGCUCUCGGUGAGAAGCUCAUCGUGUCCGAUGCAGUCUCAGGUGGCUUUGUGACCUUCGACGCCCGCGACGACGACCCUCAACCAACUUACGUGGAACUACAAGGUCUGCCGGCGAACUAUCGGCCUCUCAACGCCGACGGAGUCUACUCGCCCAAACGAUACAACGGCAAAGUCGUGCUUUGGUCGGACGACUACAACGGGACGUCUGUCUACGGGAGUGACGAUAAUUGGGCGUCGGCGCAUUUCAUAGGCCUCAUCGCCAACGACGACCCCGGCAGGAUCCAGGGCGCGAUGACUACCGCCUGCUUCGAGAUCAAUGACAGAGUCUAUGUGCUCAAUCAGAUCUUCCAGUUUAGCUUGCCCGUCAAGCCGCGUAAGAACUUCCCGAUGUAUGACGUUACAUGGCAGCUGGAUGCGAUGGUCGCUGAGAGCUUUUUGGCAAAUUCGACUGGACCGUGA
Messenger RNA from Exophiala bonariae, 1131 nucleotides. RefSeq lists its product as uncharacterized. The transcript has 2 exons. The record is from RefSeq and is a predicted model, not a curated record. Bases 1 to 1131 code for a protein of 376 amino acids. NCBI's taxonomy places the organism in Eukaryota, Fungi, Ascomycota, Eurotiomycetes, Chaetothyriales, Herpotrichiellaceae.